Cynoglossus semilaevis (tongue sole) is the source of this 3264-nucleotide messenger RNA. RefSeq names its product glutamine-rich 1 (gene qrich1). The record is from RefSeq and is a predicted model, not a curated record. The transcript is spliced from 12 exons. Lineage: Eukaryota; Metazoa; Chordata; Actinopteri; Pleuronectiformes; Cynoglossidae. Bases 269 to 2641 code for a protein of 790 amino acids.
ACUUAUAGGAGGUCCUGCUCCAGUGCUGUGUGAUGGGGCAGUCGGUACGAGCACAGACAGAGCGGCAGCAGCAGUACAGCAGCAGUCUGAAGAGGAGUCCCUGUUGUGUGUGGACGGGGCCUAUACUUCCGUCAUUUUAUAUCUCACCGGAUAAACACACCGGGCCCGUUUCUGACCUGUGUUUAUCUGGCCUACGGUGCAGCGAUACCACUCGGUGACCGUGUUGGAUGAACCAGUCUCUGCACCAUCAGAGCUCGGCAGAGUCACAAUGAACGAGCAGGAGAGUGGAGUGGUCUCCUUUGACGAGUAUGUGCGGCAGAAAGCCCGCACUGUACCACAACACAGGAUGAAAGAGUUUCUGGAAUGUCUUUCCAAGGGCCCGCAGGUGCUGCAGGAGUUCACCCAACAGGAGGGAGCAGUCACCACCACGGCUAUGGUGUACCAGCAACAGGGUGCCAACUGUAUCUACACAGACAGUACAGAGGUCGCAGGGUCACUACUGGAGCUAGCUUGUCCGGUACAGGUGACCUCAGCAGAAAUGUCACCCCAGCUGUCUGUUCACCAAGGGUCUGAGCAGCCACUUCAAGUUCAGGUUCAGAUCCAGGAUCAGCAGAAUCAAACAGUCAGUCAAGUUCUUCAGGUGGCCUCACCUUCUCAGCAGGAUCUGCAGGGGAUUUCUACAGCCCAGCUUGUACAGCAGGGGGAGCUCACAGAGGAGCAGCAGCAGCAGAUUCAGGCUCAGUUGGUUGCAGCUGUAGCUCAAGGACAACAAAUUCAGUUGCAAGGAACCCAGCAUAUUCAGCUGCCUGGGGGACAGCAAAUCCAACUCCAGGCUGGCCAACAGAUUCAACUUCAUGAUGGUCAACAUAUUCAGAUUCAGGAUGGCCAACAGAUUCAGCUUCAGGGUGGACAGCAGAUUCAGUUACCAGACGGUCAACAGAUUCAACUACAGAGUGGACAGCACAUCCAGCUGCAGGAUGGUCAGCACAUUCAACUACAGGGUGGACAGCAGAUUCAGCUGCAAGGUGGUCAACAGAUCCAGAUCCAAACCAUAGAGACCAUGUCACCCACGCAGCAGCAGGACUCCUCCAGGGAGGCAGAGAGGAGAUCUGGCAGCGUUUCCACCGUCCUCCAACCUGCCAAGAAGCGAAAGGUGGACGUCCCAUUGGCUGUUUCUUAUGCUAUUCCCCAGGGACAGCAGGUAGCCACCGUUCUGGCCAUUCCACAAGGGCAACAGCAAAGUUACGUGUCCCUACGGCCAGACUUGCUAACAGUUGACAGUGCUCAGCUGUACAGCGCUACAGGAACUAUCACAGGUCCCACAGGUGAGACCUGGACUAUUCCCGUGUACUCGGCACCACAACAGCAGGGUGUUACUCACAUCGCCAUACCACAGGAGACAUACAGCACAGUACAAGUUACCACCUCCAACGGUAAGGACAAAAUGUCCCCGAGUUCCUCAUCAAAGUCUGCAGAGGUUCAGCUGACCUCUGCUGGGACGCAGGAGGAAAUAGUUCAGACCCUGUUCCCAGCCCAGUUCAUGAACGGCAACAUUCACAUCCCUGUGGCAGUACAGACAGUCGGAGGGACCUACAACACCACACAGUCGGUUCACAUAUGGGACCCCAACCAACAACACAGCCACGGUGAAGAGGGGCAAGAACAGCAGCUCCAUCUUCAGGGCCAAGUGCAGACGGAGGCUCAGGCUGAGCAGCCGACGGAGAUUCUCGUUCCUGUGUGUCUUAAACCAGAGGAGGGUCUGGAGGUGUGGAGUUUUUGGGCAAAGCGGAAAAAUGCAGAGCUGAGCAAGCAGAAAAAGACGACGCUCGCUCCCAUAGGACGUCGGCAGCCCCUGUGUUUUCAGGAAGACCUGGUGUCCAGUGCCGUGGCUGAGUUGAACCUGGGUCUGUCCUUGAUGACAACCGAAGCACGUGGAAUAGAAGAUGAACAGUUCUCACCUGAUGUUUUGUAUUAUGUUUUUUUGUGUAUUCAAAAGUAUCUGUCUGAAAACGGACGCGUGGAUGAUAUCUUUUCUGACCCGUACUACACACGUUUUUGUGAGUCUUUACACAACAUCCUGAAUGGUUGGAAACCCACCGUCCAUCCUUUAGGAUACAUCAUUCCGAGUCAUGUGACGGAGGAGAUGCUGUGGGAGUGUAAACAGCUCGGUGCUCAUUCACCUGCCACGCUGCUCACAACGCUCAUGUACUUUAACACAAAGUAUUUCCACCUGACAACACCCGAACAGCACCUGAAAGUAGCUUUCUCUAAGGUCCUGCGGCACACGAGGAAGAACCCCAGCAACGCCAAGGACAAGGCAACGAGUAUCCGACUUCUCAAAGCCCAGAAUUCACACAGUGCUGGGCAGAAAGGCACUGAUGAUAUUUAUGAAGAACAGGUCGAGGAUCCAGAGAAUCCACUUCGCUGUCCCAUUAAACUUUAUGAUUUUUACCUCUUUAAAUGCCCUCAGAGCAUUAAAGGACGCAACGAUGCCUUCUACAUGACACCAGAACCAGUCGUAGCACCCAACAGCCCCAUGUGGUACUCAUCGCAGCCUCUUACAGUUCAACAAGUGGAGCACCUGCUGGCUCGUCUCAUCGUGGUCAGAGAGAUCCAGGACAUCAUCGCUGCUGGUCCUUAGAACACGUCAAACCCUGAGAGGACUGUCCCGGCCUUGUAAACACCACUGACUGUCUCUGAUGAAACGGAACACCUUAUGAAUGAAACAAUCAUUUUUGAGGGGAGAGUUGUAUCAUAGUGGAUCUUCAGACUCUCUUGUUGUAUUUCUGUUGAACGAUUGGGUGACUGUUCUUUUCUCAACGAUUCUCUUGGCGACAGAUUCAAGAUUUCAGCUGUCCUCUGAAUAAACACAGACCUGGAUCGGUCUCUGGAGCUGCUGUUCUUCUCAGCUCUCAGAAAAAGUGUUACAUCUUCUCAAAAACCAAGAAAUCUCUCCCUCACCCGACCUGUUGGGCCGUUACCCAGAUCCAGUUUUACAUUACGUGUUAAAGAGACAGUUGUUGGGGCUUCACUGUCCCGGCCUCCUUUUUUUUAAAUUAGCAACUGUAUAUGAAUUCAUGUAUUGAUAUUUUCAAGACAGAAAAACUCGUGCCUGUUUUUUUUUUUUUCAGAAAUUAUUCAAUUGAACCUUUUGGAGCAAUGGGAUGAAUCUUAGUUCCAGGAUCAAGUGCUCUAAUGUUGUAUGGGCAGGUGGAAAAAAUGUUCCUCAGGUCCGUGCUGUUGAUUAAAAAAAAAAAAAAAAAC